UCGAAAUGCCUCAUCGCCACUCAUAGCGACACUCACAAUGCCACACUUCACUCGCACCAUCCCCAUCUCCACCUCCACCGCGCGCAACACCCCCAAACCCCCGCCCUCAACACCAUAUCUCCUCUCCGAUCCGCCCUACACCGGCCAACUACCCACUUCCACCUCCACCUACCGCACCAGCAUUGGUGCCACCGCCAUAGUUAUCGACAAUGGCUCCUCCUCCGUCCGCGCCGGCUGGCAGACCGACGCCUCCCCGCGACUGCAGUUCCCACCGCUCAUGGCCCGCUAUACGGACCGCAAACUGAACCGACGGCUGUGUUUCAUUGGUAGCGAGAUCUACUUUGAUGGCACCGCAAGGGGCCAGGCGAAGAGUCUGUAUGAGCCGGGUAGUAAUGUGGUCAACAAUUGGGACGUUCAGGAAGGUAUUCUGGAUUACAUCUUCGUGAAGCUGGGCGUGGAUGGAAGGGAUGGGGUUGUAGAUCGGCCGGUGGUCAUGACGGAGCCGUUGGCCAAUACGGGAUAUACGCGCAAGGUCAUGAGCGAGCUGCUUUUCGAACUCUACAAUGUCCCAAGCGUGGCAUAUGGGGUCGACGCUCUGUUCAGCUACAACUAUAACGGCGGCAACACAGGCCUCAUAGUCAGCAGUGCGAACACCAGCACUCAUCUUAUCCCAGUCGUCAAUCAGCAGCCAUUGCUGGGCCAAGCAACACGCCUGGACUGGGGCCGAGCCAACUGCGCCGACUUACUUACCCGCCUUCUCAGAACCAAAUACCCAGGACUCCUCACGACGGGCAAAGUAACAGAUACCCAGAUCGAAGACCUUGUCCGGCAGCAUUGUUACAUCAGCCUCGAUUAUGACGCAGAGAUGCAGCGGAUGCUCGAUUGGACGGGGCUAGAAGCGCGCGACCACCUUGUCCAACUCCCCUACCAAGAAAAAGAGGUCAUACAGAAGACGGAAGAGGAGCUCCGCAUAGCCGAAGAGCGCAAACGCGAGUCAGGACGGCGCCUGCAGGAGCAAGCGGCCAAGAUGCGGCUGGAGAAGCUCGUCCGGAAGGAGCAAGAACUGGAGUACUUCAAGGACCUGCAACUUCGCGUGCAGGAGGCGCCGAACAAGAAGGAAGCGAGAUCUAUGCUGGAGGAGGAAGAGUUCCGGGACGAAGCUGCGUUGGAGAGAAGGAUAAAGGAGAUGGAGAAGAGUAUCCGCCGACAGCGGAAUAAGGAUGUAGGUGAUUUGGAGGAGGAGAGCGAGGAGCCGCCUACGUAUCCUUUGCUUGAUGUGAAGGAUGAGGACUUGGACGAAGAGGGACUCAAGGCGAAGAAGGCGCAGAGGUUGCUCAAGAGUAAUCACGAUGCAAGGGCUCGAGCGAAGGCGGAGAAGGAGGCUGAGAAACUGCGGCAAGCCGAACUCCAACGUCUGGAUGACAUACGCCGCGAAACGGACCUCGAUGCUUGGGUCGCUGAACGGAGGGCUGCGAGGGCCGGUACUAUUCAGAGAAUCAAGGAUAGGGAUCGUUUGAAGGCGGAGUUGGGGAACCGGAAGAGUCAGGCGAGUCAGAUGCGGAUGAAGCAUAUUGCUAACCUAGCGAGUGACACGCCGUUUGGACGGAAGCGGAGACGGGGCCAGAAUGCGGACGAUGAUGGAUUCGGCGCGGAUGAUGCGGAUUGGGCCAUUUACCGUGAGAUCCAAGCAGGCAAAGACAAUGAUGACGAUGACGCGGAGGAGGAGGGAGAGGACUACGGUGCGCAGUUGAAGGAGAUUGAAAAGCAGCUCCUUCAAUACGACCCGAACUUCACGGAGGAGAGUCUGGAAGAGCGAAGACGAGACUGGACACGCAGCCUCCACCACGCCUUCCACCACGGUCCCUACUCCUACGACUCCGAAAGUGCACGAGAGUCUGCUCAACUCCAUCUUAAUGUCGAACGCAUCCGCGUACCGGAAGUUAUCUUCCACCCCGAGAUUGCCGGACUAGACCAAGCAGGCAUUGUCGAGAUUGCCGAGGACAUUCUCACAGAUCCUCUUCGACUGGCGAGCCAUCCUGCUCGCAACGACAUCCUCAAGGACGUCUUCGUGACCGGGGGGUAUGCGCUGUUCCAGAACUUCGAGGAGAGGUUGAGGAGUGAGUUGCAGGCUGUCUUGCCUGUGGAUGUGGCUUUGAGGGUGAGGAGGGCGAGGGAUCCGGUGUUGGAUGCUUGGAAAGGUGCGGCGAGGUGGGCGGGGCAGGUGGAGAGGAGGGGAGCGUUUGUGAGUAGGGAGGAGUGGUUGGAGAAGGGUGGGGAGUACCUGAAGGAGCACCACCUUGGGAAUGCGUUUCCUUGA
This is a messenger RNA of Baudoinia panamericana UAMH 10762, 2317 nucleotides long. RefSeq lists its product as uncharacterized. Gene Ontology annotation, biological process: regulation of DNA-templated transcription. Bases 38 to 2317 code for a protein of 759 amino acids. Lineage: Eukaryota; Fungi; Ascomycota; Dothideomycetes; Mycosphaerellales; Teratosphaeriaceae. The transcript has a single exon. The record is from RefSeq and is a predicted model, not a curated record. Gene Ontology annotation, cellular component: Ino80 complex; cytoplasm.